Molecule: messenger RNA, 981 nt
Organism: Serendipita indica DSM 11827
Lineage: Eukaryota; Fungi; Basidiomycota; Agaricomycetes; Sebacinales; Serendipitaceae
Source: the annotation of a GenBank genome assembly
AUGGCGCUCUACAAUACAAACGACAUGAUCGCUGCCACCAGCGAGGCCGUCGCAGAGUUACUGCAUCUUCCACACCUUGCAAAGCAUUUCCCAACCAUGAUGGCAUCCUUUUUACUCUGGACUUCAAUUCAAUUCGUCGUCUCUCCUCUCCUUUCACCCAUCAUUUCUCCACCGAGGCAGCAGCUUGUCCCCCAACCAAACGGUAUCAAGACAUAUCCAGGAGAAAACGAUGAUGAUAAUGGCAAGAGAAGAGACAAGUCGCUCAAGGGCUGGAGCACGCAUGUGGUCGCCUUUUCCCAUUCCGUCCUCAUCGUCCCCCUCGCUUUCAUGUGCUUGGAUCUUCCUGCACUCAGUGGGAAGCGAGACAAGACGUUUGGAUGGGACGACACCGCUGGUCGGUUACACGCCAUUUCCUGCGGCUUUCUCUGGGAUACUCUCGACGCCUUGAUUUACUUUGAGAACCUCGGCUUCGUCCUGCACGGUGCCACGUGCCUCUUCGUGUUUAUGUUCAGCUAUCGGCCAUUCCUUUCGUAUUACGGCCCACGCUUCUUGCUCUGGGAAAUUUCAACUCCCUUUCUCAAUCUAAACUGGUUUUUUGAUCGCACGCGUGUAAAGGGUACGACGCUCCAGUUGAUCAAUGGCCUCACACUCCUCGCCACCUUUUUCUUUGCACGUCUCGUCUACGGCGUCUACAUGUCCUACGACUUUUUCCAGACGCUCUACUUUAACCGCGUCGAGAUUGGAUGGCCACUCUUGGUCACUUACUGUGCGGGAAAUUUUCUUCUAAAUGGCCUAAACUGGUUCUGGUUCUCCAAGAUGAUCAACGCCGUCCGAAGGCGCUUCGGUUCCCCGACGCCCAAGAACUCGCGGCCGUCGAGUCCUAUCCCCAAUGGAAAGACUAAUGGAGCCCGUGAAGAGAGUACUACUCCAAAUGGAAAACGUGUUGGCAAGCGAAAUACGCGCACAAAGGUGGCAUCCUAA